AUGAGUCAAUUAAGUGAAAAAUUUCUUUCAUUUCAUUUAAUUGAAGUAAAAAAAAAACCUGAAUCAAGUGUAAUAACAAUAGAUGAUGUUGUUUAUAUUAUUGAUAGUUGUAAAGUUAAACAAAAAUUAUUUUUAUCACAUAAUAAUAUGACAAAUUAUGUUACUAUUUGGGCAUCAAAAAUAAAUUUAACACAAAGACGUAGUCGGGCAGGAAGAACAAGAACUGGUUGUUGCUUUUAUUUACGUCCUAAAACACGUUAUGAACAUUUAGAUAGUUAUUUAUUACCAGAAAUAUUUCGUACACUACUACAUGAACUUGCAUUAGCUAUUAAAUUAUUAAAAUUAGGUGAUAUUAAAGCUUUUUUUAUCUAA
Rotaria sordida is the source of this 372-nucleotide messenger RNA. The record is from the annotation of a GenBank genome assembly. NCBI's taxonomy places the organism in Eukaryota, Metazoa, Rotifera, Eurotatoria, Philodinida, Philodinidae.